CAAGUGCGUAAAGUAUAUAUUGACCAGUAUGUUUACGAGCUACCAACGGCACUAGUACCUGAAAGGAAGACAGAGGGAGCUCGCCGCUGCCGCUCCGUUCCACCGCUCGCCGCUGCCCCUGCUCCGUUCCUUUCCGCCGCUGCCGCUCCCUUUUUCUGUAUCAAUGCUAUUGACCCAAAGAUAAGAAAGAUUUUGCUGCUGUUGCGUCUGUAAGACAGAUAUGGUACCAAUGACCGGAGAAUUGGACAUAAUAAAAUCAGAAGGUAAUGGUGGUAUUAAGAAAUCGAAGAAACGCCAAAGGAGUUUGAAUUUGAACAAUACAAUAAUAGAUGAGGAAUAUCUUCAAAAUUAUUAUAAGAGAAGUUUAUUGUGUUCAUCUAAGCCAUCUUACCUUCUUGGACUUGGCUCCCACAAUAUCCGACCCGAAAAUCGUGUUAGAUUGUGCCGUAUUUUGCAGAAGUUGGUUGGGCAACAUAAUUGGGUUGAAGCAAGUGGUGUCCUCAGCAUUUUGUUAAAAGGCACUCACAAAGAGAUUGAUCCUACCAUCAAUCGCUUCAAGUAUUCGGUCUCAAUGGAGAUUAUGAAGCAUCUAGAAAGUGCCAAUUCAAAUUUGAUGGCUGUCGAUGAUAUUUUUGAUACUUGGAUGACGAGGAGUGGAAUCAACAUAUCCAAUAAACAAAAGAAGAAUAGUUCUACAAAGGAGGACAGGUUUCUUGUUCGUUUAGAGUCCAUACUUUUCGGACUGAUGCAGGGAAACAUUGUAGAUGAACGCCAGAAUGCUAGAAGUCUCAUGCAAGAAUCUGAAUUUGAGGGUCAUCCAAUGUUCAAUUUGAUCAUGGGCUUGAUAUUUUUUCAACUUUGGUAUUCUAGCAUCCCAGAACAAAUGCAGUGGAAGGAUUCUGACCAAAUUUAUAGCCCCACGUAUACAGACAUGUCAGUUACUCCUCAAUUAGACAAGUCAGCUACAUUAUUCAGUUGUGAAGUUGGAGGGUCAGAGGGCCAUAAUGCACUCAUCAACAACGAAGCUGAUUCCUUUUGCCAUUGUGGUUCCGAGACUUCUGUCAUGAUUGGUAAAGAAAUGCCAGUGAAAGCAAAUUAUGAUCGUCACAAAGAAGUGGUAGCUAUGGAGGUUGAUGUUAACCUGCAAAAAAAUGUCCAACAAGACUUCCGGCAACAUGGAUUCUAUGUUAGUUCUGCUGAAAAUGAAGUGUCUGUCGAUCAUGAUGGUGGACGUAUGCAUUUUGAGCCCAAUUUAUCUGCCCUUAAGAACUGGGAUUCAUGGUUGUUGCCUUUGCGAACUGAUGAGAAUUGUGGGUCAGAUUGCGCGAUUCAAGACGAUGAAUAUAAUCAUGCAGUGAGGUACUUAAAAGCAGCUAUUUAUUCAACGCCUCCAGUUUUGGCGGCCCUAAUUCCUUUUAUACAGUUAUUAUUGAUUGGAGGCAAGUUUGCCGAGGCCCUUGAUGAACUGAAGAAGUUAUGUGAGAAUUCAAAUUCAGCACUUGCUAAUAGAUUGAGGGCUCACAUUCUAGAGCGUGUUGAUCCUAACAAUGGUGACAUGCUGUCAACCUGUUUUGAGGACACUUUAAAGAAUGAUCCUACAUGUAGCGAGUCAUUGGAUAAGCUUAUCAGCCUGCAUCAGAAGGGGAAUUAUAGCCCCGAGUCCCUUUUGGAAAUGAUUGCGUUGCAUCUGGAGGCUGUCUGUGGGGAACACAAGAUAUGGAAAGAGUUUGCAUUAUGCUUCCUUAAUGUCGCUCGGUACGAAGAGGACAAUAUGUCAGUAUGUUUGCAUGAAAAUGAAGGCGAAAAGGUGCAAGGUUACUCUGUUCGAUACAACAGAAUUCCCAAAUUGUUUAUUCAUGGGAGAUCCGGAAAGGCUUGGAAGUUGCGAUGGAGGUGGUGGUUGACCCGUCAUUUCAGCAACAACCGUUUUGCACAAGAUAUUGCUGCAGGUAAUGUGGAACUAGUGACAUACAAAGCAGCAUGCGCUGCGCAUAUGUACGGGCCACAGUUGGAAUACGUAGUAAGAGCUCGCGCUUGCUUAGAGAAAGAUGAUAAUAGGGAUUUGUUUACGGUGUUGCAACUGCACUUGCAUCAUUUAGUAGGUAUUAAUUUACACUUCGAACUGAGAACCUGCUGAUUGAUUUUUCUUUGUUCUCUCAAAGCAGUGAUUCUUUUGAUUUGGUAAAUAUAUUUUCUUCAUGCUUUGGGACAUUUUA
Mercurialis annua (annual mercury) is the source of this 2216-nucleotide messenger RNA. RefSeq lists its product as uncharacterized. Gene Ontology annotation, biological process: transcription by RNA polymerase I. The record is from RefSeq and is a predicted model, not a curated record. Gene Ontology annotation, cellular component: RNA polymerase I transcription regulator complex. The transcript has 11 exons. The coding region runs from base 221 to 2137 and encodes 638 amino acids. Lineage: Eukaryota; Viridiplantae; Streptophyta; Magnoliopsida; Malpighiales; Euphorbiaceae.